Cercospora beticola is the source of this 1902-nucleotide messenger RNA. Its product is annotated as Hsp70 family protein. Gene Ontology annotation, molecular function: ATP binding; ATP-dependent protein folding chaperone. Lineage: Eukaryota; Fungi; Ascomycota; Dothideomycetes; Mycosphaerellales; Mycosphaerellaceae. The record is from RefSeq and is a predicted model, not a curated record.
AUGACGCGCAACGGAAACGGUAGCAGUCACAAAGAAACUCCCAUGGCAGCAGCGACAGCUUCGUUGGCAACGCUCACACUGGAAGAGGCCGACCUCUCGGUUCCUGAAAUCCCAGACGAUACACAGGAUAGACUCAUCGUGGGUGUUGACUUCGGCACCACUUACUCUGGUGUAGCCGCAGCUUACAGUGCCACUCCUGACGACAUAGACAUCAUCAAGUCAUGGCCUGGGGGCAAUGGCAUAACAUCUGACAAGGUCCCGACCGAGAUCGCGUAUACCACGACCGAUGCACCAGUGAACGGCGAGAAUGAUGGCGGGCAACAAGAUGGCGACAAUGUACAGAUUCGAUGGGGAUUUCAGUUCAAGCCGGAGGAGAGUCGUCUUCGCUGCAUAAAGCUGUUCCUCGACCGAAACCAGAGACUACCACACUUCGUCAGCCCACUCGAAACGGCAGCACUUCUUCGAAAGAGCGAUCGAACAGUCUUCAAUGCGGUCACGGACUACCUGACCAAGAUCUACGAGCAUACGAUGGAGACAUUGACGAGAAGAUAUGGUGAAGGGUUCAUGAGUUCUACGACAGUGUCGUUCGUCCUUACAGUGCCUGCAGUCUGGUCAGAUGCGGCCAAGAACUCAACACUGCAGGCAGCCGAAAAAGCUGGCAUGGGCGACAGACACGACUUGCGACUCAUAUCCGAGCCGGAAGCGGCUGCUGUGUACACACUGAAGAGCAUGCAGCCGAGCAGCCUCAAAGUGGGAGAGAACUACAUUGUCUGCGAUGCAGGGGGAGGUACGGUAGAUCUGAUAGCAUACAAGAUCACGCAUGCUGCUCCUCUUCGCAUUGAGGAAAGUAACGUCGGCUCGGGCGGGCUUUGCGGAUCUGCAAUGCUGAAUUAUCGCUUCGAGGAUGCGGUGCGACAACGCAUCGGGCAAGAGCGCUACGAUAACAUGCGAGAAAAGAAGCCGAAGACGUGGCAGAUGGGUCUCAAGUACUUUGAAGAGUUCAUCAAGCGUAACUUUAACGAAGAAGAGCACGGUGAAGUUAAUGUGCCAUUCCCUGGUCUGCCCGAUGAUGAAGAUGCUGGUCUCGAAAGUGGAUUUCUGGUCAUGACAGCUGAGCAGGUCAAGAACAUCUUUGAUCCCAUUAUCGCGGAUUGUAUUGAGCUUGUGGAAGGUCAAGUCAAUGCUAUUCGGGAUAACGGUGGCACCGUUUCUGGCAUCAUCCUUGUGGGAGGCUUCGGGCAGAGCAACUACUUGUACAAGAAGCUCAAGGAGCAUUUCAACCAGAAUCCGCCACCGCAGUAUACCGAGAAACCGACUCAUGAGGCUGCGAAGGCGCUGCAGACGGCUGUUGAAGUGCUGCAGCCUUUGCAUGCAUGGACGGCCGUUGUGAGAGGAGCUGUUAUCCGUGGUCUCGAGGGGAGUCUGGUUGAGAAGCGUCAAGCGCGAUUCCACUAUGGCACAAGCUAUGCGACUGUUUACGACGAGAACAAGCAUCCCGCCACCGAUCGUUACUGGUCGCCGCUAUGGGAGAAAUGGAUGGUCUCCGAUCGCAUGCAAUGGCACAUCGCCAAGGGCACGUCUAUUGCCCCCGAGACACCCAUAUCAUUCCACUACACACGCAAUUUCCGCCCAGGACAGUCCCUCGUGGUAGAAGACGAGUUGAUCGCUUGCGAUUUUGACGAAGCUCCAGACGCGUACAACAAGAGUUUGCGCAGUCUCUGUACGCUUACAACAGAUCUUUCGGCCGUCCCGCCUGGACUUUUCACGAGAUUAACAACAACGAAAGGCGUCGAGUUCAUGAACCUGGAUUUCGAGCUGCGGAUGUACAUUGAGACCGGACUGGUGUUUGAAUUGAGGGUGGACGGGGUCAAGUAUGGGAGUGUACAGGCGGAGUUUCACUGA